Messenger RNA from Brettanomyces bruxellensis, 639 nucleotides. RefSeq lists its product as uncharacterized. NCBI's taxonomy places the organism in Eukaryota, Fungi, Ascomycota, Pichiomycetes, Pichiales, Pichiaceae. The record is from RefSeq and is a predicted model, not a curated record. Bases 1 to 639 code for a protein of 212 amino acids. The transcript has a single exon.
AUGAUGUCGGAUACAACUCCAAUCGAUAUUGGUGAGCCGUUACCGCUUGAGUACAACACAAUUAAACCAAGCAAGCCGAAUAAAGCAGUGGCGAAUGAUAAUGAUUUUAUUGGACGACUAAAGCGGCAAAUGCUGGAGCAAUUGGGAGCUCAAGCCGAGAAGAAAGAAAUGAACAAGACUAAAAAGAAUAUUGAGGGUACUUCAAAGCCGCCAGAAGUGGAAACAGCAGAAAAUGACUCGGUACCAACUAGAAAAAUCAAAAUAAGAAAAGUUUCAGGGCCCAAUAAGGUCAUAGGACAGCCACUUCCGUUGAGUUACUCCGCGGAAAAUGCAAUAAAAAGACAGGGAAUAAAGAAGUAUCAUGAUUUAGGUUGUCCUCUUCCCUUAAAAUAUGUGAAACCGGUGGUGAAACAGCAUUUGAAAAAUAUUUCUGCACACAGUAUUGAAGCAAACGGACAACACGCUAUUAUUGAACUAGAUACGAAGGAGAGGCAAAGUAUACCUUUAGAUGAUGAAGCUAGAUUGGUGUAUGAUAACAAUAAUGAUAAGGUAAGCGUACCUAGAGGAUAUAAGACUGGUUACGUGGUAGUUCUCAUAAUCUCAAUAUUAUGUUACAUUUCCUAUCUUCUGGCGGAUUAA